This is a messenger RNA of Culex quinquefasciatus (southern house mosquito), 3039 nucleotides long. It is a transcript of the gene Rab3GAP1, whose product is annotated as rab3 GTPase-activating protein catalytic subunit. Gene Ontology annotation, biological process: positive regulation of GTPase activity. Gene Ontology annotation, molecular function: GTPase activator activity. The record is from RefSeq and is a predicted model, not a curated record. NCBI's taxonomy places the organism in Eukaryota, Metazoa, Arthropoda, Insecta, Diptera, Culicidae. Bases 167 to 2959 code for a protein of 930 amino acids. The transcript is spliced from 5 exons.
UCAGCUGUUCGCUUCGCAUCACGCAAAAUCAUCAAAACAAACGACGACUACGUCUGUGUUUUGCUUCCGCAGUUUCUAAACACUUCCCCCGAGUUUUGGAGUGUUUCCGCGUUCGUGGUUCUCCGUAACAGAAAUCCGCCGCUAAUUCCGUCGCGUUCCGUCGAAAAUGUUGAACGAAGAAGUCGACGACACCGAGUUUUUCCAGCAGGAUUUUACGACCGCCUCGGAUUGGGAGAUUUUCAACGCUCGGCUGGAGGAGAUCUUCCACGAGUGGAAGCUGAGCUAUGGCCAGGGCUCGAUUGGGGGCCGGUUGGGCCGGAACGAGCUAUCCAGCUGCGAGUGGGUCGUGGUGAAGGAAAAGAUUCAGUUUGCCGACUGCGAGCUCGAUGUGGUCCGGUACAGGGCGGAUGUUUUGGUGGGGGAAGCGGGAGAGGUCGAUCGGGAGUCUGCCGAGUGCCAGGCGUUUGUGGAUCUGAUGGCGAAUGAGAACGAUUAUUGUGUGGUGGAGUCUGGGGCGGGAGUUGGGACCGGAUUGCAUCCGGUGGCCCAGUGGUACGGGCUGCGGGAGUUUGUUGUCGUGGUUCCGGUCAAGAGUUCGAUUAACAACGAGAGUCAGAUUCGGAUCUUGAUGAGUUCGAUUCACAUUGCCGUGGCGGAGAGUGGUUGUGACGUUCCUGUGUUUGUGCAGGUGCUAGACAAGGUUCAGAAUGUGUUUUUGGGCGUUUGCGAGUUUCGUUCGAUUCGGCUUUCGUUCGACAUUGUCCAUCUGCACAUCACUCCGCCCACGUGCAAGUACUUGAGCGGGUUGUUGGAGGUCUUCAAAGGAAAAAUUGGCGUCCCGUACAUGGAUCCGGUGGCCGUGUCCGUUCGUUUCACCUACAGUCUCAACAAGUUUCUGAGUUCCGCCUUUUUGACCUCGAAAACCAUCCCAUUUUUGGACAGCGAAGAAGACUCCAUCGGCGAAAACUUUUCUCUGCCCUUUGGCGUUGCAGUAGAUCCCGUAUCUGAACUCAUCCUGCACGCAACUUGGCCCCACGUCGCAGAUAACGUCGUAAUCGAUUCGCAAACCUAUUCCGACUUUGAUCCGCUUACCGCUCCCAACUGGAGUCUCCGCGCUCGUUUCGAGGACUCGCCGGUCUGCUACAUGUCCGACUGUAUCCAGGAGUUUCUCCAGAUCACCGAUUCACGCCGCGCCAUCACCGAGUACUUCCCGGAGCUGGCCUACGGCGCCACCCAGAACAUCGAAGGCACCAAAGCACUGGAACGACUAACCGAGUCCAAAAUCCCAACCCUUUCCUCGGUUAUCCCGGGAAUAGCCGGAUCCACCUCCAAGCCAGACACCCCCAAGCUGGACGGCCCCCUAAAAGACAACCUGCUCAAAGAGAUGCUCUACUAUCUGUUCCCGGACGCCGAGCAGACUGCCUUGCACGCGUACAAUCUGCCCUCGCCCGGGCAGGUUGAGUUUGAUCCGUUGCGGAUCAAGUCGGCGGCGGCACCGGACUCACUGGUGCAUCGGCUGGCGACGCUGCUGGCCGUGUGCAACACGUACUACGGCGGAAAGAGAGCGGUGGCCCAGCUGUGGGCGGAGUUUGCGCAGGAGAUGCGCUACCGAGUGGAGCGAUGCAUUCAGAUACCGGGAAUCGCGGCUGGCUUUCCGGACUCGAGAACGUGUUUGCUCCACCAGAAGCUGCAGAUGCUCAACAUUUGUAUGGAGAGGCGCCGCAUCCGGGAGGGUGGAUUGCCCUUCACCAUGCCGGCCGGGAUGGUGCCGGGAAAGGAGGGUGGAGCCCGCGAAGGGAGCCACGAGUCCGAGGAUGAGUUCUUUGACUGCUCGGAUGAGGACGAUGAAGACUCCAAGAAGCGCCACUCAUCCCUGAGCCAACCCGUUGGACGUCUCUCUCGCCUAGGCAAAAUGCUCCUGGUCGACUCGGACGAGCCACUCUACAUUCCAAUCACGCAAGAACCGGUACCCAAAACCGAAGAUCAGCUGGAGGACGACGCCGAAGUGAUGCUGAAGCUCGGUCCGGGCAGCGAACUGUGCACGCAGAUGAUGAGCGCCUCGCUGCUGUCCGACAUGGAGAGCUUCAAGGCGGCCAAUCCGGCCGGCAAGUUGGAGGACUUUAUCCGUUGGUACAGCCCGCGGGAUUGGAUCGAGGAGGACGCCGAUGAGCGGGACCCGUUCGGGAGGAAGGGUCAUUUGAGCUCGCGGAUGUUGAUCCCGGGCAAUACUUGGCAAACGGUUUGGGAAAAUGCGAGGGCGGUUCCGGCCCGUCGCCAGAAGCGACUGUUUGACGAUGCCAAGGAAGCGGAAAAGGUGUUGCAUUUCUUAGAGUCGCGAUCGAUCGGGCAGAUUGCCCAGCUUACAACGGCCGCGUUGUUCCACACAGCGAUUAAAACUCUCUCAACUGAAGCCGCCAUCGAUGGGAAGGCGAUCCCUGCUUUCACCGAAAGCAUGGAGAAAAUCACAUCCACCUGUUGCAAGCUUUCCCGUGAAAAUUGGAUCACGAAAGCUCCCACCCCGCGGGGAAACUCACUUCGAAAGUACGAAGCUCUCCUCGCGGAUAUCACCCAGCUCGAAACGGUCAUUAUCCAAGUGCGAAGCUUACGCAAGAAACUUUUCAACGACGACGACGACGGCGAUGCCGACGAGGGGCAGAGAGAAGUGCUCACCAAGCUGCUGCGAGCUUUCGAGAGCGAACUGGCGGACGGAGCGAAAAGCUCGAUGGCAAAGCGCGUGCUGGAAAUGUUCACCGAAGCGAAGAAGGCGGCGAACGAGCAGACCGGCGAGCAGGCCGUUACACUGUCGCUGCCGGAUCCGGCGGAAAAGCAGUUUACGCUGAGACUGUGUGGAAAGACGGUUAACAAGGGGGCUGGUUCGCCGCAGUUUAUGAGAGCAAUUUUGACGCACAACGAGUUCAGACUUUGUGGAGCAUUUAGCCAGAAUACAACAUUUUACUAAAUUGUGUUUUCGAAAUUUACUUGAACAUUUUAAACAUUGACUUAUUAUCUACAUCACAAAUAUAUCAAUUACUAAAUCGG